Schistosoma bovis is the source of this 1580-nucleotide messenger RNA. The record is from the annotation of a GenBank genome assembly. NCBI's taxonomy places the organism in Eukaryota, Metazoa, Platyhelminthes, Trematoda, Strigeidida, Schistosomatidae.
GAGAAGUUGAUCACCUUUAAUUUAAAGUCGCUCCCAGUCUUGAUAGCUUUGUCUGAAAUUAGCUUAAUCAAAAAUGCGUGAAUGUAUUUCAAUACACGUUGGUCAAGCUGGUGUACAAAUUGGUAAUGCUUGUUGGGAGUUAUAUUGUCUUGAGCAUGGUAUUCAACCUGAUGGUCAGAUGCCUUCGGAUAAAACAAUCGGAGGCGGUGAUGACUCGUUCAAUACCUUCUUUAGUGAAACAGGAGCUGGUAAACACGUUCCACGUGCAGUUUUUGUGGAUUUGGAACCAACAGUUGUAGAUGAAGUUCGUACGGGUACAUAUAGACAACUAUUUCAUCCGGAACAACUGAUAACAGGGAAGGAAGACGCAGCUAACAAUUACGCUAGAGGCCAUUAUACAAUUGGCAAAGAAAUUGUUGAUCUGGUACUCGAUCGUAUUCGUAAAUUAGCGGAUCAAUGUACUGGCCUACAAGGUUUCUUACUUUUUCAUUCAUUCGGUGGUGGUACUGGCUCCGGUUUUACAUCUUUACUUAUGGAACGUUUAAGUGUAGAUUAUGGGAAAAAAUCUAAGCUAGAGUUUGCAAUCUAUCCAGCUCCUCAGAUUUCCACUGCUGUUGUAGAGCCUUAUAACUCAAUCUUGACUACUCACACCACAUUGGAACAUUCUGAUUGUGCUUUUAUGGUGGAUAAUGAAGCUAUUUACGAUAUAUGCAGACGUAAUUUGGACAUCGAACGACCAACUUAUACCAAUCUGAACCGUCUAAUUGGACAAAUCGUCAGUUCAAUAACAGCAUCACUUCGAUUUGAUGGUGCACUGAACGUUGACUUGACAGAAUUUCAAACUAAUCUGGUGCCGUAUCCUCGUAUUCAUUUUCCUUUAGCUACCUAUGCACCAGUUAUUUCUGCUGAGAAGGCAUAUCAUGAACAGUUAAGCGUGGCAGAGAUUACUAAUGCUUGUUUUGAACCCGCUAACCAAAUGGUGAAAUGUGAUCCACGUCAUGGAAAGUAUAUGGCUUGCUGUAUGUUAUAUCGUGGAGAUGUUGUGCCUAAAGAUGUCAAUGCUGCCAUAGCUACAAUAAAGACUAAGAGAACAAUUCAAUUUGUAGACUGGUGUCCAACUGGAUUCAAAGUUGGUAUUAACUAUCAACCACCAACUGUUGUACCAGGUGGUGACUUAGCCAAAGUUCAAAGAGCUGUCUGUAUGUUAAGCAACACCACAGCUAUUGCAGAAGCUUGGGCACGUCUAGAUCAUAAAUUUGAUUUGAUGUAUGCUAAAAGAGCAUUUGUACAUUGGUAUGUCGGUGAAGGUAUGGAAGAAGGUGAAUUUUCGGAAGCUCGUGAAGAUUUAGCAGCUUUAGAAAAAGAUUAUGAAGAAGUUGGUGUUGACAGUGUCGAUGCUGAAGGUGAAAAUGAAGAAGGUGAAGAAUAUUAGUUCUUUUUUUGAAAAUGAAUUCUCUGAAGUCAUAAAUUAAAAAAAUAUCUAAAUAAAUAAACAGUAGGUCAUAUUACACUACUUGUACUUUGCUCCUCAAAAUGUGAUUGUGUAUAAAAAUAAAAAUAAAGAACUCUUUAGUUACUGA